This is a messenger RNA of Pocillopora verrucosa, 1986 nucleotides long. NCBI's taxonomy places the organism in Eukaryota, Metazoa, Cnidaria, Anthozoa, Scleractinia, Pocilloporidae. The record is from RefSeq and is a predicted model, not a curated record.
AUGUCUGCACGGCCACCAGUAGCUGUGUUACUUGGGGAGCACUGCCCAAAGUUGAAGCUGAUUGCCAAUAGGUAUUACUCUUUGUUUUCCUUCUAUAAAGGCUCUUACGAACAGGAGGCCUUAGAAGCACAUAACAAUUAUCGCAGGAUCCAUGACGCCCCACCAAUGAGGCUGGACUCUAAUAUGAACCAGCAGGCAGCAGCCUAUGCCCAGCGGUUAGCACGCAUGGGUACACUGCAGCACUCGAGUUCUAGUGAGAGACCAGGCCAGGGUGAGAAUCUCGCCAUGGCUUGUCGGUCUGGAGGCCUGUCCGCGAAAAGAGCUGUUGAUAUGUGGUAUAAAGAGGUUUGCCAAUACAAUUUUAACAAUCCUGGAUUUGGAUAUGGCACAGGGCACUUCACGCAGGUAGUUUGGCGAAAAAGCGUAAAAUUAGGAAUGGGCUCCGCCACGUCCGGAAGAUGCACCUAUGUUGUAGGCCGAUACAGCCCUGCGGGGAAUAUGAUGAGGGACUUCAGGGACAAUGUUGCGAAGGGAAGUUUUGAAAAGAGUAGUUAUUGUAACGGGGGUGGUGGAGGCGGCGGAGUCGGCGGCGGCGGCGGCGGUGGUGGUGGCGGUGGCGGCGGCGGCGGUGGUGGUGGCGGUGGCGGCGGCGGCGGUGGUGGUGGUGGGUGGCGUCCAGGGGGAGGUGGAGGUGGAGGAGGGUGGAGACCUGUUGGAGGCGGGGGUGGUGGUGGAGGUGGCUGGAGACCUGUCGGUGGAGGUGGAGGAGGAGGAGGAGGCUGGAAACCUGUGGGCGGAGGAGGAGGAGGAGGAGGCUGGAAACCAGGGAUUUUUCAUUCCUCUCUCGCAAUGUCUCAAAAAACAUCUUUUGUUGUGUUGCUGAGGACACUGUGCAUGUUAGGGAGGCUGCUUUAUGUUGAAGGAUCGUUUGAGCAGGAAGCUUUACAAGCACAUAACAAUUAUCGUUCGAUCCAUGACGCUCCACCAAUGACGCUGGACUCAAGUAUGAGCCAGAGUGCAGCAGCCUAUGCCCAGCGGUUAGCGCGCAUGGGCACUCUGCAACACUCGAGUUCAAGUGAGAGGCCGGGCCAGGGGGAGAAUCUCGCCAUGGCAUGUGGGUCUGGAGGCUUGUCCGCAAAAAAGGCUGUUGAUAUGUGGUACGAAGAAGUUUGCAUGUACAACUUUAACAAUCCCGGAUAUGCGUCUGGCACAGGGCACUUCACACAGUUAGUUUGGAAAGGAAGUGACAAACUGGGAAUGGGACACGCCACGUCCGGGCAAUGCACCUACGUUGUAGGACGGUAUAAACCAGCUGGGAAUAUGAGGGGUGACUACGAGAAUAAUGUUAUGAAGGGAAGUUUUAGUAAAGAGGAAUAUUGUAAUAAGGGAGAGGGAGGUGGUGGCUUGGGACCUGGAGGUGGAGGUGGUGGGUGGGGAGGUGGCGGUGGUGGUGUGGGCGGAGGCGGUUGGGAAGGUGGAGGCGGGUGUGGAGGUGGAGGUUGGAAACCCGGAGGUGGGUGUGGAGGUGGAGGCUGGAGACCUGGUGGUGGAGGCGGGGGUGGAGGCUGGAGACCUGGUGGCGGAGGCGGAGGUGGAGGUUGGGGACCCGGUGGAGGUGGUUGGAGACCCAGUGGUGGAGGUGGAGGUGGAGGUGGAGGUGGAGGUGGAGGUGGAGGCUGGAGACCCAGUGGUGGAGGCGGAGGCUGGAGACCCGGUGGUGGAGGCGGAGGCGGAGGCUGGAGACCUGUAGGUGGAGGCGGUGGUGGAGGCGGUGGUGGAGGCUGGAGACCCAGUGGUGGAGGUGGUGGUGGAGGUUGGAGACCUGGUGUUGGAGGUGGUGGUGGGGCUUGGAGACCUGGUGGUGGAGGUGGUGGUGGAGGUGGUGGUGGAGGCUGGAGACCUGUAGGUGGAGGUGGUGGUGGUGGUGGUGGUGGUGGAGGCUGGGGACCUGUAGGUGGGGGUGGCGGUGGGGACUGGAGACGUUGA